Messenger RNA from Leguminivora glycinivorella, 960 nucleotides. RefSeq names its product out at first protein (gene oaf). The transcript is spliced from 7 exons. NCBI's taxonomy places the organism in Eukaryota, Metazoa, Arthropoda, Insecta, Lepidoptera, Tortricidae. Bases 64 to 861 code for a protein of 265 amino acids. The record is from RefSeq and is a predicted model, not a curated record.
UAAAAAAACCGAGACAAUGCCAAAGCUGUCAAAAUAAAUUUAUAAAAAUCUUGUAAAUAGAAAAUGAAGUUAUUUAUUUUAACUUUUCUACUCUAUUUCUUUAUAUCCCCUUCCAAUUUGCAACUUCUCAUCAAUGUCAGAAAUCAGGGCGGAGAUGUGGUACAGGAGAGCAUCACAGCCAACGUGUCAGACGACACGGUGACGCUGGAGUUCCUGCGGAUGGACGGCGUCUUCGUCUCGCAGCUCGUCGACUUCGCUAAUGAAGUGGAGGCUAUGAAGGUGGUGAUCCCAGCAGAAGAGGAGCUGGGGCAGACUGGUACACAGACCUUGUGCUUCCUGACACAUGCUGCUCAGGCAGACUUCAUUGCUCCUGAUGCCAUGGCCAAGCUGAGACAGAAAAAUCCAGGCACAGUCAGAGUAGCAGAGGAAGUCCGAGGCUGGAGGCAGACCACAGCAACAGCUUCAGGCGCACGUGCUGUGGCGUUGCUGUCCGCGCCGGCUGCUCGGCACUGCACACAGGCCAAGGACAAGGUCUACCUCCGUCAGGCUGAUCUGGCGCGCUGGGCGCCCAGACCUGGUCUAGAUCAAUCGUCGUACAGUAGUCUAGUGACGCCGUUUCCGGAGCGCGCCCUGGACGCGGACGGGGCUGCGCUGCCGCCGUGUGUGAGCGAGACGGACAGGGGGAAAGAGUGCAUCUGUCACAUGGAGGUCUGUGUUAAUUGGUAUCCUUGUGGUCUUAAGUACUGCAAAGGCAAGCCACAAGGAGGUUUAAGCUAUCGCUGCGGCAUCAAAACCUGCCACCGCUGUUACCGCUACCAUUUCUAUGUGCAGUUCCGGCACAACUGUUACAACUACACGUGACCCUACGCCCCGCCUCCGCGCCAAACGUAUCUAGUCGCUUCUACAAUUAUUCUUAGCUCUAUUUUUAUAAUCUCAGUUUUGUAAUGUGAAUAUUUACUU